GAAGAAAUUUAAGAAGAAGAAGACGCAAGCCGCCAAAAUCGAAAGGUUUUCUGCUGAGGAGAGAAGGUAAACAAGCCGCUCGUUCUGUGGUGUUGUAGGAAUUCGCUUUAAUUUGUGCAUAAUUUAUACCCUUAACUGAAAAUGGACCCAACUGCACGGUUCUUUACCAAACUGAGAAAGCUGGCGGUGACUCUCGAGUCAGAAACGGCCAAGCUUCAGCACACCUUUGAAAACCGCAACAACGACGAUGACAGCGAAACCACAGCUAAAGCCAUGCGAGCAUACCACGAACUUAACGGUGACGUCGGGACCCUGAAGGGGCAGAUCCAGGGGCAGAUUGCUCAGCAGAAAGUACAGGCGAAUGAGGUAAGUAACUUCAUUAAGGCCUGUAGAGUGACGGAGCAGAGGCUCGCUAAGGACAUCCACACACUGAAGGAACACUGGGAAAAAUAUGGUUACCAAGCUCCCCGAGACAACCAGAGAACAACCAAGGCCAAAGGUCAGGAGUCAGAAACUGAAGAUGGGGAAACUGAAGAUGAAGUAGCAGAUGAGAAUGAAACUAAGUCAGCGAGAGGAGAGGGGGGAAGCCAGGAGGAGGCUGGAGGUAAUCGCUUCACAUCGCCUCAGACAGCGGGACCGCCGCCCUUUAUUGACUUGCUGCAAACGCCGCAGCUCUCCGACUUCGGUCUGUCUGAGAUGCAGCUGAAGAGAACUCUGGCUGGGUGCUCUGAACUGCCCCCUAUGCCUGAAAUGAGCCUCCCUCUCCCUUCCCUCAACCCGCCCGCACCACCCCCCAUGCCCUUAACCCCCAAAUGUGCCCUGCGGAUGGAUGACGAUGAGCUACAGACACCUCAGAUGUCUGACUUUGGCAUUUCAGAGCACACAAUGUGUCUGAACAACGACUUCACUAUGGAGCUGCUCCGGAAGAAUGUUGAAAAACCCCAAAGACCACCACAAGACAUGCCUCUACCACCAGCAAACGCUCUAAUGGACAGUUUGCACACAAAAGCACAGGACUUGGAGUCCCCAGAGACACCUGUGUUUUGCACCCCGGGGUUCAAGAUCAAAAAGACAAACCGGCACAGCUCCCCACUUGCGCAAAGCAAUGGUGACCCAGAAUCCCCCGAUCGCCUUAAAAACCUGCCCACCACCCCCGAGAUCCCAGCAUUUAAAACCCCUUACGUGAACCGACUUGUCAGCAACAAAAAGAGUGCACGGCAGCCUGAGCCUAUCAACAUGCAAGCUGAUGAGGAAACCAAGACUUCAACACAUCGUAACGUUGGAGCAACCGGCUCCAAACGCCCAUGGGAAUACAAUAUGCCAGACAUAUCCAUCAUGGGUGUGGAGGACAAUCAGAUGCCAGAGAUGCCAAACCUGGAGUCUGAUUUGGGAAAUUCUUUACAAACUAGAAGUGCAAAAAUGCUCAAAACUAUGGAGCCCAUUGUCCACAACCUGGAGCUGGAUGGACCCACCCAGGAAUUCAGCUUGGGGACACCUCGCAUCAGGAUGGACUACCAAGAGCCCAUCACCCCAGAGAUGCCAGACCUCAGCUCUGUUACACAGGACAUCUGUAAACUUGUGUCCCAGGCUCAGUUAAAGAAGACUGCCACGGCGGUUGUGCACCCAAGUAUCAGGCCAGAAAACCGAGCUGUGAGUCUGUCUGCGGUGUCGGAGAGCGAGUUCCAGAGUUUACCCAGGUACAUGAGGCAGAUGACUCUGUCCAACCUCAACCUGGUGGUCCAAAAAAUCAACAAAUUCACGGCAGAGAGUCAAGGAGAACAGACAGAGUUUCUGAUGGAGGAGCUGAGAGGGAUUUGCUUAGUUGGAAAUAAGACCCCUGUAUACGUCCUUUGUCUGACAGAGCUCAAUAGGCUGAAGCAUACGUUAGGAGACGGGAACAACUCUGCGUACAAACUGUGCACACACAACUAAAAGUGGCUUGGAUACAUUACACUUUGUCCAAUUGGGAGCCCAAAUGAAAUGUCAUCCGGACUCACAAGAACCUGCUUGCAUCCAUCUUAUUUUUUUAUUUUCUUUAUUAUAAAAUGUGAUUAUUUUUGUGAAAUCAUUUACAUCAUCACUUUGUUACAGACCUGAGCUUGAUAAAAGAGGCAGAUGAAUAUUA
Messenger RNA from Perca fluviatilis (European perch), 2125 nucleotides. It is a transcript of the gene ska3, whose product is annotated as spindle and kinetochore associated complex subunit 3. The transcript is spliced from 11 exons. Gene Ontology annotation, biological process: mitotic cell cycle; chromosome segregation. Gene Ontology annotation, cellular component: spindle microtubule; outer kinetochore. The record is from RefSeq and is a predicted model, not a curated record. Bases 142 to 1932 code for a protein of 596 amino acids. NCBI's taxonomy places the organism in Eukaryota, Metazoa, Chordata, Actinopteri, Perciformes, Percidae.